Daphnia magna is the source of this 4865-nucleotide messenger RNA. RefSeq lists its product as uncharacterized. Lineage: Eukaryota; Metazoa; Arthropoda; Branchiopoda; Diplostraca; Daphniidae. Gene Ontology annotation, cellular component: intracellular membrane-bounded organelle. Gene Ontology annotation, molecular function: protein binding. Gene Ontology annotation, biological process: autophagy. The record is from RefSeq and is a predicted model, not a curated record.
GCAUUACAAUCAGAAUAAUACGGCUGACGAACCAAAAAAAUGGCUGUAACGAAUAACAAAAGCUCCAAAUUAGCGGACUUGGUUGAUUUUUAAAUAUAAAUGCCAAGAUUUCCCUUCCCUAGAUGGCAAGUAGCAACAUGCAGUUGCUUUAUCCCAUGAGCAUCGUGGGUUGGAAUCAGCACAAUCUAAUAAUUUUACUUCUUAGCAUGGGUUCCCAUCGAGAAAACAAGCGCCCAAUUCCAACAUGGGCUUCCUAGACAAAAUAGUUCAUGGCCUAAAGUUACUAUUUGCUUCAGAAAUUGUGCAGUUUAGCCUGCGCGAGUGCAUAUAACAAAGAAGGUUACUAUGUACUACGCGGUUAUAAAUGUAAUUGAAUCAUUUGCAAAUUGUUUGAAAAACAUUUUGGCCUUCAUGCAUGAAAGCGAUUUGACAAGUGGAAAUUCGGAGCCAGUUUCUUAUUUAUUCACCAGAUGUCUCUUUCCUUUCUGUCUUGCCAAAAUUUUAUUGGUCAUAUUUGGCUUACUGAUUCUUAUUAUUAUCUGCGCUGAAAGUUUUUAUUUCCAGAUAUUUUGUUGUGUUGAUCGACGUGUUCGUUUAGUGUAAAUCAGCUUACCUAUGGAUUAAAGAACUUUGAUUUUCUACUGUGUAAAUGGACGGCUUUCCAUUGCCAGUCUUCAACAUCGAAUCAGAAGAUGAAGAAGAUCAUGAAGUAGUUGAAGUCCAAGAUGUCAAAAGCACUAGAUGUGAUCAUUUGCACAAGCUGUUGAAUGAUAGGAGCCUUUCACUACCUACUCACAAUCCCAAUACUAUUCUGAAAAAACUUGAAGCCAUAGCUGAAGAAAAUCUUCUGAAAAAGGAUCUGAAAGAAACAUGCUGCACUCUGCCUGGAAAUCCAAGAUCAACCUUCUUGAUGGUUUUCAGUCCAGAUGGCUCCAAAGUUGCUUCAUCACAUGGUGACCACAACAUCAAUGUGACAGACCUAAGGACAAGCAAGUGCAUCUCCACCCUGACUGGGCAUCCUCGCACACCGUGGUGCAUUGCCUUCCAUCCCCAUCGAAAUGACAUUCUUGCAUCAGGAUGUCUUGGAGGGCAAGUUCGUGUUUGGGAUUUGUCUGGAGGAAGUGAAAUGUGGUCUGUUACAGCUACAGAAGUGACAACAGUGAUAGCGUCCUUGGCUUUUCAUCCUAGUGAAAGGCUGCUCGUAGUUGCUACUAAUAGUACACUGUAUUUCUGGGAUUGGAAUAUUCCCCAACCUUUUGCAAAAUGCAGCACAGCGAAUGAGAAGCAAAAACUAAGAUAUGUUAGUUUCGAUCCAUUGGGCAAUUGGUUACUCACAGGAAUAUCGAAUACUUUUGGCACGUCCGCUUCUUUCGCUCCUGGGACGACCUCGUCUCUGACGGGGGGUCCUUUGACAUUAGGAGGCCCGGGUCAAGUAACUCAUCAAAUUAAUUACAGAAUGGAACGAAAUGAACAGGAACGGGAACGUAACCUUCAGAGUCGUUAUCAAACAUUGCUCGACCAGUACGAAAGAUUGAGGGUUCGCUAUCAGGAAUUACGUCAUCGCGCAGCAGAGCUAGAACUGAACGCCAGUUCCAGUCAGAGUACUAGCACCGGAACGGUAGCUUCCUUUAACAUGAAUAGCGAAGUUCCAUCACCGGCUCCUUCCGUUUCUACCAUUAAUGUUCCCGUGGCUGACCAAUCGACGAUUAACAGCUCCAGGACUAGUCCACCCCCUCCAACAGGUGAUACUUCGUUAUUGAACACGUCUUCAUCGAGCGAUCGAUUCUGGCGUACGCUGAUGAAUGCAGCCGAAAAUCUACGAGCCCUCAGCAAUAUCGGUCGAACUUUAAACACCAGUCAACGGCAGGCAGGUGGUCCAGCAGAAGGUUCUUCGAGACCGAGUGGACCCUCGCUAGACCAAGAUGCUCGUAUGAGAAUUCAGCUCCUCAGCCGACAUAUUGAGAAUAUGCAACGCAUCUGCCGUUCUCAUCUUGAAAUGACUCGUCAUCGUCGCCAAGUUUAUCGAUUGCAGCAAAUCCGUCGCAUUCUGGAAGACCUAAGGGAACAAAUUCGUUACCUUCAGGUUUGCGUCAGGGAUAGUCUAGACCUUGUGUCUCGUCUGCGGACGAGUCCAGCAGGAAGCAGCACGCCCUUGUCAAACCAACGCCCAAAUUCUAGUCAUCGUGAAUCUGCUGCCUUUGCCAAUAAUCGUGAGGCUGCUGGCAGCAGUAGCACCGGCUCAAAUCAUGAAGGUGAUUUACAGUUCACUAGCAACGGCAGAAUGGUUAUGGGAUCCCGGGCGUAUUCUCCAAUUCAAUGUCGACGUUUCACCAAUUAUUUGUUCGGUCGUUUACGGCGAAUCGGACUCCAACAUCAUCGAGAUAAUUCGAGACUACGUCAUAGUUUUGUGGCGGGACGGGAAGCCAGAUAUCCGAUCCGUAGGUUGGGUCUUUAUCGUGGCGAUUCGAGCUCUUUGUCUGGCAAUCCCGUCGAACAGAUUGAUCCCCAGCCAGGACCUUCACGUGGUUAUCCGAUGGGAACCGAUUUUGAAUUUGACGAAGUGAUGCCCAAUCUGGAACGAGGAUUGGGAUCGGGAUCGAGCAGCAAUUCGUUUGGCUGGAGGAGAUCCCGAUUCUCGCGGAUGACGCGGCGAAGCAACAACAUUAAUGUGGUACAUCCAACGCACAGAAGCAAUUCCCUUCUUCAUACUCGUCAUUCAGGUAUCCAGCGACGCAAACCUUCACUUCUUAGUCGCAUUUUCCACGGACGUACGCUCCAAAAUCAGAUCAGAUCUUUGGCGACUUAUCACUCGACAUUGGAAUCCACCACGCCAGUGAAUCUGGAAUCUGGACGUCCUAGCGAUCAGUCCUUGCGUCCCUUGAUGGAACGUCUGGAAUCGCAUUUUAGGCUUCAACGUCAGACCAUGGGCAUAUUAGCCCAGCUGAAUGAGGCGGCCGUAGCUAACGGAAUUGGCAGCAACGUCGAAGGGAACAACCCGACUCCAGCAGCAGGAGCACCUGGAGAGAAUUCGGUUGAUGGUGGUGGUGUGCCCACGGCCAGUUUUAGUGACAGUGGCGUAUCUUCUCGCGGCGGGCCGUGGGCCUCGAAUGUCCUUCACAGUAUCCGCCAUUUUCGAGCAAGAAGGGACGCCUUUGAAAGGGCACGUUCCUUCGAAUCGAGAUUGUCUUCCAGCGGCAGUGUGGAUCGUUUUCAACCGCCACGACGAAUGGAUAGCAACCUCAACAUCGGAAUUCCGCCUCGUUUCCGCCCAUCACGUCCGUUUGAAGAUGAAGACAGUUCCGAUACUGACACUGACGUGGCCGCAGAGUCGGCGAAUCCAGCAGCCAAUCGUUGGCGUCAAUCCAGUCCAAUCCGUUCGCCACGAGGCGUAGAGCAGCGAAUGAGACUCUUGUGGAGGGAAUAUUUGUCGCAAGUUGUCCACGUGCAACUGAACAGCAUGGGUGAAAGCAAUAACGGUAACACCAGCCAGCAACCUGGCGCAGGAACAGCGCAGGACAGCGGCGAUAACGAUCAAGAACGGACACGCUAUCGUUUAUGGCUCUCGACUAUGGUCGAGAGUCUAACGAGUUUCUUUUCCCAGCACGCAAUCAAUUCCUCUGAUUCGACCGAUGCACCUCCUACCCCGUCGAUAAACACGACGACCAAUAGACCAUUACCUGGAACUCCUCUACCAUCUCGACCUGGCUCGUCAUCAGCUGCGGGUCAGGCCCAAGCGUUCCCUUACGUUUCUCGUUUCUCCAACGCCAUGAGAGACGAAGGAUUCAUGCCGGCCACAGAAGAAGGUCCGACGUCUCCGGUUAUGGCUUCGCGUUCUACUGCUGGUCCACACCAUGCUCCUCCGCCUUGGAGAGUGUUCCCGCGUGUCGGUCACGGUAUGGGUGGCGUAGGUGGAUCGGCUGGAGUUUCUUUUGGUAUCGGUGGAGCGGAUCAAGGCCCAGGACAGCAACGAUGGAAUCUCCGCCGAAAUGCGGAAUCGCAAGUGUCGUUGAGCGCCCAUUUAACCUACCGCAUCCAAGCUUGGGAUUUUUGCGCCAAAGACAGAUUGAUCCCCGACAUCCGCGAUCCCUAUGCCAACAUUGUUGUUCCCGAAAGUAAGAUCCAUAAUGACGCGAGUGUUGAUGUCUCUGCCGACGGCCGUUUCCUUGUUACCCUCGUGCCCUGUACUUCUCUCACUGGAGCUCUCAUUAGUCUUCAUAGUCUAGAACCAUCUCGUCUGGGUUUGUGCCUGGCGCAAGUGAACGUUGACCAGUUUGUUGUUUCGGUCAGCAUUUCACCAACUUGUCGUCAUCUUUUGCUGGGCCUGGCUAGUUCCCGUGCUCUGUCUGUUACCAGUCGCGAUCACGCUCUUCCUACGCUCUGGGCCCAGGUGUAUCAAAUUCCUAUCAAAGUCUUUCAGGCACAGAGAAAUGGCCCGUCAGCUAUUACUGCUGCUGCUGCAACUGCAACUGCAACUGCUACUGCAACUGCUACUGCUACUACUACUGCUACUGCAACUGCAACUGCUAGCUCAACUAGUGGCGCUGUUCAUAGCGUUGUUGGCGACUUGACAGUUGAUCAUCAUCAAAGUAGUCGUCAACUGUUGGAGAAAAAACAGAGCAUUCCACCACCGAAAGGUAGUCUGCUCCACGUACGUGAUUUAAGUCAAACGGCUGAUGUUGGAUUGACCAGUCUCAACUGUAUUCGCUGGAUUCCUACUGCUGGACAAGGAUUUGUAUUGGGCACUAAUAAGGGUCAUCUCAAAGUGAUUGGCUGAUUUACAGGAUUGUGUUUGUUUGUUUGUUUUUUUCUUUGUUUCGUUUCUUUUUUAUAUGUAGGAGCUGUAAAAAUAAAUUUUCAGACGCGUU